CCCUGAUCUGUGGUGCAGGCAGGAUGGCAUCACCCACCUCGAAGAAGCUGGAGGGGAAGUUAGUGUGCUCCAUCUGCCUGGAGCUUUUCAGGGUGCCUGUGACCUUGCCUUGUGGGCACAACAUCAGCAACCACUAGAAAAAGCAAGAACAGGAGCCUGCCUGGGCAGAGAGCGGCUACACAUGCCCCGAGUGCCGCAGGGGCUUCAACCAGCGGCCAGAGCUGGAAAAGAAUGUCACCCUGUGCAGCGUGGUGCAGCUGGCACGGGAUGGCGUGGCGUGGGUCUUGGACACAGAGAGGUGUGAGAUGGCCCGCGGUGAGCUGUGCCCACAGCAUAGGCACCUGCUGGAGCUGUAUUGCAAGGAUGAGCAGCGGUGUAUCUGCUGUGUCUGCACGGUGUGACAAUGCCAGCGGCACCAACGGGUGCUCUUUGAGGAGGAACACUCAAAACAGCAGGCUCUUUUGAAAGAGUCCAUGGAAGAAGCCCAGAAGGAAUCAGAGAAGAUCAAGCAGGUAAUGCAGAAGCUGGAGGAGCAAACACUCAGCAUCAAGGACUCUUCCGAGGGGCUCAAAUUGGUCAUUCUGAGCAAAUUUGCCCUCCUGAAGAAAGCCCUGGAGGAUUGCCAGUGGCAGACAGUGGCCAAGAUCGAGCAAGAGCAGGCUGUGGCACUGGGACGUAUGGGGGAGGACUGGAACCGCCUGAAGGACCGCCUGGACAUUCUUAGCCAGCACAGGGAGAGGGUUCAGCAACUCCUGGGCUGCCCUGACAACAGGACCUUCCUCCAGGAGUUCCCCCUGCUCCCAUCUCUGGAGAGCCCAGAGGUGCUGCUCCCAAUGGACUUUGAUGUGGUUGGCAUGGUCAAGCCCAUCACCAAGAUCCUCAACAACAUCUCCAGGCUUCUGCUGGAGGACCUGCCCAGCUCUGUGGCCCCCAAAGCCCCUGACCCUGUUGUCCAAGGCCCAGUGCAUCCCCAGGCGAUGGUGGUGAAGGUGGCAACCCACCUCCCUGAUUGCCUGGGAGCACAGUUCCGAGCUGAGCUUCUGAAGGACCACCGCAACCUGACCUUUGAUCCCAGGACGGCCAACAAGUACCUGGAGCUGUCAAAAGGCAACUGGAAAGCCAAGCACAGCCCCAUCACCAUCUGUAGGUGGCAGGAGCAGGAACCCCGCUUCGAGCCCUGGCAGGUGCUGUGCAAGCAGGGCUACAGCCAUGGCCACCACUACUGGGAGGUGAAGAUCUCCAGCCACUCCGUUGUCCUGGGGGUGACCUAUCGCAGCCUCCCCCAGGAGCGGAAGCAGGCACACAAUUUCAACAUUGGUCUGGACGGGGGCUCAUGGGGGCUGCAGGUGCUGGAGGAUUGCUACCUGGCCUGGCACAAGGGCCGGCUGCAGAAAAUCCAGGAACAGCUGUGUAGGAACCUGGGGGUCAGCCUGGAUUAUGACAAGGGGCUCCUCUCCUUCUACGGGCUUGGGGAGAGGACAUGGCUUAUCCACUCCUUCCAUGAUGUCUUCACCGAGCCCCUCUAUCCCGUUUUUUGGCUGUGUGAGGGGCGAGCAGUGGAGCUGUGCUGGAGGGAUUAAGCCAGCACAACCAUGUGGCUCUGCAAACUAGACCAAAAGCCAUAGGCUGGUGCCAUAGCUGAGCUGCAGCCAGUGGCUGUCACAGUGCGAGUGAGACCCCAGUGCCAAGUGGGGUGCAGUGUUUUAACAAGAGCUUAUGAGGACACACAUACAAAUGAACCCUCUGAUUUGCAUGUGCAAGUAUCAUGCAGAUAGCCCAGUUAGGGCAGAGGAAAGAUUGCAGGGGCCAGUUACUGUGUGAGGUGUAGAUGGGGUGAGGUGGGGAGAUAGGGAGGGUGAAAGAAUGAGUUUUUUUGUCUUUUUUCCACCCUUGCCCAAUCUCCCAAGCCUAGAUUCGAGGUGAGGAGAACCCUAGAGAAGAGUGCUGUGGAGAAGGGUGCUGUUGGAGGGAGCCCUGUGCUCAUCCCAAUCCUCCUGUUUCCCUCUUGCCACUCUUGGACAUGGCAGAACAACUUUUUUUUGGGUGCCACGCUGCAUUUGUUCAAUGUACAAAGCUAUUUUCCCCAGUAAAGCCCUAUUUUACUAUUGUUUUGA
Messenger RNA from Pezoporus flaviventris, 2114 nucleotides. It is a transcript of the gene TRIM65, whose product is annotated as tripartite motif containing 65. The record is from RefSeq and is a predicted model, not a curated record. Gene Ontology annotation, molecular function: zinc ion binding; protein binding. Lineage: Eukaryota; Metazoa; Chordata; Aves; Psittaciformes; Psittacidae.